This is a messenger RNA of Grammomys surdaster, 1353 nucleotides long. RefSeq names its product tripartite motif-containing protein 43B-like. Gene Ontology annotation, molecular function: protein binding; zinc ion binding. Bases 1 to 1353 code for a protein of 450 amino acids. The record is from RefSeq and is a predicted model, not a curated record. Lineage: Eukaryota; Metazoa; Chordata; Mammalia; Rodentia; Muridae. The transcript has 6 exons.
AUGGAGUCAGACAUUUUACAAGCCUCCCAGAAAACACUCAACUGUUUCAUUUGCCUGGGCAUCUUUACGGAUCCAGUCCUCUUAAGGUGUGGCCAUACCUUCUGCAAGGCCUGUCUCUUCCUUUUUUCAGAAAAUAUCCAAAUCCCUAUCCACUGCCCCAUGUGUUGGCAACCAUCCCGGUGGGAGUUCAGAACUGACCUUACUAUGAAGAAGCUGAUAUCCAAUGUCAGAAAAGAAAGGCUCAUGAAGUAUUUGAGUUCUGAGGAUCACAAGUGUGUGACCCACAAGGAGAGAAAGAUGAUCUUCUGUGAUGAGAACAGGGUCCUCCUCUGUCAAUUGUGUUCUGACUCCCAGGAGCACAGAGGUCACAGACACUGCCCCACUGAAGUAGCUGUUGGGGAGCAAAUGGAGAAAAUUCUAAAGCAAAUGGAAUCUUUAUGGAAGAAGAUUGAAGAACAUCAGGAGAAUCUAGAGGCAGAGAGGAGAAUGACCACUCAUUGGGUGGACUAUAUGACCCUACGUGAGAAAAUGAUCAGAAUAGAGUACAGGAAAGUAGGUCCAGACCUCGAAGACGAAGAAAAUCAACAUAUAAAGUGUAUGAAAAAUCAAGGCAAUACUAUUUUAGAGGAGCUCAGGGAAAGUGAAGCCAUGAUGUUUCACAAGAAGAGUCAACUAAUAGAAGCCUAUCAGGAGCUGAUGACAAUGUCCCAGAAGCCAUAUGAGGUGCUGCUGCUGCAGGAUUUGGAUGACAUGUUCAGAAGGAGCGAGUUAGUGCAGCUAGGCAUGCCGCAGGGUAUGAAACCAAAACUCAGUGCCCAUCCCAAUCCUGGGCUGACUGCACGGUUGAAAUUCUUCCAAGAGAGAAUUUUCUUUCAACAUUUAAUCACAUUCAACUACAAGAUGAGCCUAUUUUUUGAUAUCAGAAGAUUCAGUUUUAGACAUCACCAUCAAAACACAUCGCUGGAUUCAGCUGGAUCCUAUCGUGCUUCCUGGGGAGCAAAGAGCUUCAUCACUGGAAAACACUAUUGGGAGCUGGAUUUGAAAAACUAUGAGAACUGGGCUGUAGGGGUCUGUAACCGUAUCUGGUUAAGGAGGAGACACAAAGAGAUUGGAUCCGAAGGUGCAUUUCUUCUUGUGUGUUUGAAGGAGGGUGAUCACUACAGACUCCUCACCACCUGCCCAGUAUGUUACCACUAUAUAGAGAAGCCAACUGGCCGGGUUGGCGUGUUUCUUGAUUGUGAGGGUGGAUGUAUAAGUUUCCUGGAUGUAGCCAAGAGUUCCCUCAUAUACCGCUACUAUCUUAGAACUUUACAUUGCAUUUUCAGGCCUUUCUUCUCCACUGUCUACACAUGA